AUGAUAAACAUCACUAAGCUCACGCCCAACAACUACAUAACAUGGAGUCUUCAAGUUCACUCCCUACUCGAUGGGCAUGAUCUAGCUAACUAUGUCCAUGGCUCCACCUCCAUACCAGCUUUGACUGUCACCGCCAAUAAUGAGACGACACCAAUUCCAGACUACACCAAAUGGCGCAGACAAGACAAGUUGAUCUACAACGGUCUUAUCGGCACGCUAUCUCCAUCCAUUCAACAUGUUUUCACCAAGACCACGACUGCAACAGAACUGUGGACCAGGCUUGCUGCCACAUAUGCCAAUCCCAGUUGGGGAUACAUUCAACAACUUCGCCUCCAACUUAAGCAAUAUCCCAAAGGUGACGAAUCUGUGGAUGAUUAUAUGCAGGGUCUUACCACUCAAUUUGAUCAACUUGCUCUCAUAGAAAAACCGCUUGAACGUGAAGAGAAAGUUGAGUUCAUUAUUGCUGGCUUACGUGAAGACUACCAGUCUGUUAUUGACCAGAUUGAAGGACGUGAAAAGCCUCCCUCCAUCACCAAGGUUCAUGAAAAAAUUUUCACUAGCGAAGCAAAACUGAUGAUUUCUGCAUCCUCUAUCUCUACUUCAGUUCCAGCCUUCGCCAAUGUUCCCUCAUGUCAACACCAAUCACACAACUUCAAUGGUAAACAAACUCAGCGCCAGACUAAACCUUGGAAUAGUACCAACCAGCAACAAUAUCAGUCUUCAAGACCUGACAACCGUAACUCUCGUGGAUAUCAAGGCAAGUGUCAGCUCUAUGGUGUUUUUGGACAUAAUGUUAAACGUUGCAGUCAGCUACAACAAUCCAAUCCUGCAUCUCAGCCUGGUCUACUCCUGUAUCCUUUUCAUCUUUGGCAUCCGCGUGCAAAAUUUGCAGCAGCUUAUUUUAAUCCAUGGGUAAUGGACAUUGGCUCUACUCACCAACGAUCUCUCCAAUCCGUCACUUCAUUAGCCAUACAGUGGUGGUGA
This is a messenger RNA of Camelina sativa (false flax), 984 nucleotides long. The record is from RefSeq and is a predicted model, not a curated record. Lineage: Eukaryota; Viridiplantae; Streptophyta; Magnoliopsida; Brassicales; Brassicaceae.